Molecule: messenger RNA, 1882 nt
Organism: Rhineura floridana
Lineage: Eukaryota; Metazoa; Chordata; Lepidosauria; Squamata; Rhineuridae
Gene: TRIM63
Product: tripartite motif containing 63
Exons: 9
Coding region: 165-1223 (352 amino acids)
Molecular function (GO): zinc ion binding
Source: RefSeq, a predicted model, not a curated record
CCAGAGGAGCUGUCUGAGACAAAGUGCAGCAACCCAAAGGGUUACUGUUAAGGGUCGCCGUGCAAAGCACAGUUCCUAAAACUCAGAAGCAGACCGUCAGGAGAACUUUCUGCCCGAGUCUCCAGCCACUAAAAGGAUUUAAUUUGGAAGCACCAACUGGGACAAUGGAUUACCAGCCAAACAUCAUCCGGGACUCUAACCCCAUGGAGAAUCUGGAGAAGCAGCUGAUUUGCCCCAUCUGCCUGGAGAUGUUCUCCAAGCCUGUGGUGAUCUUACCCUGCCAGCAUAACCUCUGCAGGAAAUGUGCCAAUGAUGUCUUUCAGGCUGCUAACCCAUACUGGCAAACGACUCGGGGGACUACCAUAUCAGGGGGACGGUUCCGCUGCCCCUCCUGCCGCCAUGAGGUUAUACUGGACCGUCACGGAGUCUACGGCCUGCAGAGGAAUCUACUGGUGGAGAACAUCAUUGAUAUCUACAAGCAGGAAUAUUCCAGCCGGCCGCUGAAGAAAGGAAACAAUCCAAUGUGCAAGGAGCAUGAGGACGAGAAGAUCAACAUCUAUUGCUUAACCUGCGAGGUCCCCACCUGCUCUAUGUGCAAAGUCUUUGGGGCUCACAAAGACUGUGAAGUGGCACCCCUACAGAGCGUCUUUCAGGGACAAAAGACUGAGCUGACCAACUGUAUCUCAAUGUUAGUGGCUGGGAAUGACAGAGUCCAGACUAUCAUCAACCAGCUGGAAGAGUCGUGCAAAACCACUGAGGAGAACAGCCGAGUGGUCAAGCAGGCCUUGUGCGAGAAAUUCGAAGCCCUCAUCGCCAUCCUGGAGGAGAAGAGGAGUGGUCUGCUGGAGCGCAUCUCCAAAGAGCAAGACGAGAAGGUUGGGUUCAUGCAGAACCUCAUCCAACAAUACAAAGAUCAGCUGGAGAAGUCUAGCAAGCUGGUGGAGACCGCCAUUCAGUCCAUGGAGGAGGAGGGAGGAGCAGUUUUUCUCAUGUCUGCCAAGCAGCUCAUUAAAACAAUUAUCGAUGCAUCAAAGGGUACUCAAUUGGAGAAGAUCGAGCGUGGUUUUGAAAACAUGGAUUAUUUUACCAUAGACGUGGAAAACAUUGCCGAAGUACUGAGAGACAUUGACUUUGAGGCAGAUGAGGAAGGUGAAGAGCUGAAUGCGGAAGAAGAGACAGAAGAGGAAGACCCUCAAGAUGGGAAAGUGAACGAUCCUCAGUAACAAAGCAGGGGGAGGAAAGAAUUCCAAAGAGGGAGAAGAAAUUCUGCCUGUACAGACUGGGAAGAUUUGGGUAGGAGGUGGCAGCGGUGAGGUAGGGUAGGGAAAACCCAAACUGAAUGCUCAACAAGCAAUGAGGAGGAGGAUGGGAUGAAGUUCAGCUGAAGAAGAGCCAUUUGGAAUGUGGAAUUUUUGGCAGUUCGGGAAGAAUAUUUGCACAAAGACACUUUUAUGCACGGGUGCAAAAUGGAAUCUUUCAUACAUUUUAUAUGUUGUAUUUUUGGUUUUGUACAUAAUGGUCAUGGCACUUGAUUUUUAUUUUUUUUUUAAGAAAAAGAAUAAACUUUUUCUCCCCUCUUUUUUGUUUUGUUCUGUUUGUUUCAGAGCAUCCUUCUGACGAUGAAAGGAUGCCAGUUCUGGGAGUUAGUCAACGCAUGUCUUUGCACUGUUUAGACUGGUCGGACAAAGUUGGGAAAGUUUUAGUGAUAGCAGACCUUAGCAAACCAGCCAAACAAACAGUUUUAGUUAACUUUUUUUUAUCUAGGAAGAAGGAUCUGAUAAAUAAUAUUGUCUGCCUCAAAGCCUGUAGCUGAACUUUACAAAGAUGUCUGCUGAUUUUUCUUCUUUGUUGUAUAUACUUACAAUAAAAUGAAUGCCAGUUU